Molecule: messenger RNA, 1153 nt
Organism: Malurus melanocephalus (red-backed fairy wren)
Lineage: Eukaryota; Metazoa; Chordata; Aves; Passeriformes; Maluridae
Product: scaffold attachment factor B1-like
Exons: 2
Coding region: 155-448 (97 amino acids)
Biological process (GO): regulation of transcription by RNA polymerase II; regulation of mRNA processing
Cellular component (GO): nucleus
Molecular function (GO): sequence-specific DNA binding
Source: RefSeq, a predicted model, not a curated record
CCGGCGCGCAUGCGCGCUGCUGCUCCUUCCCCUUCCCGCCCCCUCGCUCUCCCCUGCGGUUCGGUUUUUUCCUCCAUUUUGUGCUGCGGCUGCGGCUCUCCCGCGUUGUUUUCAUCCCGCCUCGCCCCGCCCGCGCGAGUCCAAACCGCGGCCCAUGGCGGAGAGUCACUCAGCGGCCGGGCUGGGGGAGUCUGCGUCCCUGGGUGGCCUUGGAGUCCCCGCUUCGGAGUGUGAAAGCCGGCGGCGGCCGCUGAGCGAGCUGCGCGUGAUAGACCUGCGGGCCGAGCUCAGGCACCGCAACUUGGACAGCGGCGGCAACAAGAGCGUCCUCAUGGAGCGGCUCCGGAAGGCUAUUGAGGAAGAAGGAGGGAAUCCUGAUGAAAUUCCAGUGGUUUCGGAAAACAUCAUGAAGAAAACUCCGAAAAGAAGUAGCAAAGGUACAGGGUAGUUAGAGGGGCUUUCUACCCUCUCAUCCUUGAAUUUUCAAGUAACUAUUCAUUAAAUGGAACCUUGCAAAUCUUUUUUUUCUGUUACUGGUACUCUUCCCCACAUUUGUGGUCAGUUUUCAUGGGAUGGGUGGUACAAUAUUAAACUUAGCAGUCAUUUAUUCACAGAAUUUCAUGUGAUUUAGUAAGGCAGGAAAUGGUCUACACAAAGAAUCUGCUUGUUUAUUCUCAGAAUUCGCUGAAAUUUGUAUCAGGAAUUAGUGAAUAAACUGAAGCAGCAUCAGUGUUUUUAAUAGUUAGUUUUUUAAUGGGACUGUACCUUUUGAGAAAAGGUGCUGUUUUUUUUUGUAGAAAUGCAGAGUUUCUAGUAAGUGCAAAAUAAUCCGUGUAAUCUUGUGCUUCAUUGCUUGCAGACUAAAAUGUGAAAUUUUGACCAGACAGAGAGCAAAUGUCUCAACUAUGGGCAAAAGCAGAGAUUUUUUUGUAAUCAUGUUUAUUUUCAAGUCUCAGAAGAUACCUAAUAUAUAUUACAGAACUUCUAGUGUUGGGAUGGAAAUAGAUGUGGCUCUAAAACUCCUUUCACUUUUCAGUUGUAAUGUGCUUGUAGUUUUUGAGAAAAAUAAAAUUCAUGAAAGAUCGAAAAAGAGUUGCUCAGCUCUGAGUUUGAGGAGUUGCUCUUUGGUGCUGAAGCUGGUGUAGUGUUUUCA